AUGAUUUCAAAAACUCCACUAACAUUGUUUUACAAUUAUAUACAUAUAAUUAUAUUAACUGUUAUAUUUAUUAUUUUCUUAUCAAUUCUUAUAUAUCUCUAUGUAAAUUUCCCACCAUUAUUAGAUAAUGAAAAGAAAAUUCUCAAAUUACCAACAAGUAUAGAUGAUGCAAAAUCCUUAGGCAAACUUUUAUCAGCCUAUCAAAAUAAUUAUUAUUAUUAUCUCUUAUUUGUAUUUGCUCUCUCUUAUAUUUUUCUACAAACAUUUGCUAUUCCUGGAUCCUUAUUUUUAAAUGUUUUAUCAGGUUAUUUAUACUCAUUUCCACUUGCAUUGCUUUUAGUUUGCACAUGUUCUUCAAUUGGUGCUUCCUUAUGUUAUUUUUUAUCAAAUUUUGCUGGCAAAAAGUUAAUAAAUUAUUACUUUCCUAAUCACAUUUCUGAUUUAUCUGCAAAGGUCAAUAAGCAUAGAUCUAACAUCUUAAAUUAUAUAAUAUUUUUGAGGAUAACUCCCAUUUUGCCUAAUUGGUUGAUAAAUCUUGUGUGCCCAAUUUUAAACAUUCCUUUAAAACCUUAUUUCAUUGGAACAUUUUUAGGCGUAGCACCACCUUCAAUUCUAGCCAUCCAAAUGGGCAAGACCCUUCUUAAUAUGACGGCAUACCCAGAUGAUGACACAAAUAAUAAUUCGAUAUUCGACUUAAAAUCCAUGGCAUUUUUAUUGAUAUGUGCUUUGUUUUCCCUCCUGCCUCUCGUGUUUAAACAUCGAUUUUCCCAAAAAUUUGAUUAAUUUAUUUAUUAUUACAGGCACAAUUUUUUUCUAGAGUAGAAAUUUUUUAAAGCGACUUAUUUAUAUAUAACUAUAUUAAAGCAAAAAUUAGAUAAUUUUUAUCGAAAUUGAGUAGAGCAAAAAUCUUAUAUUUUGUGGUCCUAUAAAUAUAAAUGUUUUUUGUGGAACCUAGGAAGAGUUCCUGGUCUUAAUAUUUCCCAAAAAGCGGUUUUCGUUUCUGAAAAUUUUAAGAGAGUUUUAAAUUUGAUUUGGUUCCGAAGGUUCUAAAUCCGGUUAAUAAGCCAUCAAAAAAAAUAAAAUGAGUUACAAAAUCGUUGAACUUUUAAA
Messenger RNA from Gordionus sp. m RMFG-2023, 1110 nucleotides. RefSeq names its product transmembrane protein 41B-like. Gene Ontology annotation, cellular component: endoplasmic reticulum membrane. The transcript has 6 exons. The record is from RefSeq and is a predicted model, not a curated record. Lineage: Eukaryota; Metazoa; Nematomorpha; Gordioida; Chordodea; Parachordodidae. Bases 1 to 783 code for a protein of 260 amino acids.